AUGCAGUGGAACUUUUCAUUUAAAGGCUCAAAAAAUGAGCUUACCUUGCAACCUGGCAGAUAUUUACUUGAAUGCUGGGGAGCCCAAGGAGGUGGCAAGGAUGUUAGUGCAUUAGCUGGCUUAGGAGCCGGUGGGAAAGGUGGAUAUUCCUCUGGAACCAUUUUUCUUCAAAAAUCGACUCCAAUUUUUGUUUAUGUCGGUGGUACCGGUAAAGUUAUUGCAGAUGGCAUUGCUGAAGGUGGCUUUAAUGGCGGUGGAAGUGCUUGGGGCAAAGCAUCUAGCGUAGAUCCAGCAGGCGGAGGUGGUGGAGCGACAGAUAUCCGACUUAACAUCGACGACCUCUAUUCGCGAGUCAUUGUAGCUGGCGGUGGAGGUGGUGGCGGUGAAGAUAGUGAAAUAGGUGGAUUUGGCGGUGGCUUGGAAGGCGGAAGGAAUUCUAAUAAUUGGGUUUCAUAUCCAGGCGCUCAAAAUUCAUCGUCACAUGGAGCUGCAUUUGGACACGGAGCUCACACUCCCUGCAAUGGCGGAGGUGCGGUGGUGGUUGGUAUGGAGGCGGUGUUAAUUAUGGCCAAGAAACUCCUGCUAGCUCUACUAAUGGCGAUGAUACAGAUGGAGGUUCAGGUGGAAGCGGUUAUGUUUACACCAGAGAAACAUCGAAAUAUUAUCCAACAGGAUGCAAACUAA
Trichomonas vaginalis G3 is the source of this 684-nucleotide messenger RNA. RefSeq names its product glycine-rich protein family. The transcript has a single exon. The record is from RefSeq and is a predicted model, not a curated record. The coding region runs from base 1 to 684 and encodes 227 amino acids. Lineage: Eukaryota; Parabasalia; Trichomonadida; Trichomonadidae.